Messenger RNA from Miscanthus lutarioriparius, 507 nucleotides. The record is from the annotation of a GenBank genome assembly. NCBI's taxonomy places the organism in Eukaryota, Viridiplantae, Streptophyta, Magnoliopsida, Poales, Poaceae.
AUGGCGUACUCACGGAAGCUAGCGCCCCUAGCUGUGGCCUUAGCAACCAUCGCCCUGCUGGUGACGCCCUGCGCGGCGCAGAGCUCGGUGCAAGACGAGGUCGUCAACCUGCACAACAAGGAGCGCGCCGACGUGGGUGUCAAGCCCGUGUCGUGGAAUGAGAGCCUGGCCACGUACGCGGAGAGCUACGCGGCGACGCGCCAGGACGACUGCAAGCUGAAGUUCUCCGGCGGGCCCUACGGCGAGAACCUCUUCUGGGGCCCCGCCGGCGGCACCAACUAUACGGCCGCCGACGUCGUGGGUUCGUGGGUGUCCCAGAAGAUGUACUACGACCACGCCAGUAACACCUGCGCAGCAGGAAAGAGGUGCGACUAUUACACGCAGGUGGUGUGGCGCGGCACCACCAGCAUCGGCUGCGCCGCCGUCGUCUGCAGCAACAGAGGCGGCGUCUUCGCCAUCUGCAGCUACAACCCGCGGGGCAACCUCGACGGCCAGAGCCCGUACUAG